This is a messenger RNA of Carlito syrichta (Philippine tarsier), 1074 nucleotides long. It is a transcript of the gene PTGDR, whose product is annotated as prostaglandin D2 receptor. Gene Ontology annotation, biological process: G protein-coupled receptor signaling pathway; positive regulation of cytosolic calcium ion concentration; inflammatory response. NCBI's taxonomy places the organism in Eukaryota, Metazoa, Chordata, Mammalia, Primates, Tarsiidae. Gene Ontology annotation, molecular function: prostaglandin D receptor activity. The transcript has 2 exons. Bases 1 to 1074 code for a protein of 357 amino acids. Gene Ontology annotation, cellular component: plasma membrane. The record is from RefSeq and is a predicted model, not a curated record.
AUGAGGCCGCCCUUCUACCCCUGCUCCAACACCACCUGGGUGGAGAAGGGCAACUCGGCGACGAUGAGCGCGGUGCUCUUCAGCGCGGGCCUGCUGGGCAACCUGCUGGCCCUGGCGCUGCUGGCGCGCUCGGGGCUGGGGUCGUGCCCGCCGCGCCAGCCGUCGGUCUUCUACGUGCUGGUGUGUGGCCUGACGGUCACCGACCUGCUGGGCAAGUGCAUCGUGAGCCCCGUGGUGCUGGCUGCCUACGCGCAGAACCGAAGCCUGGGGGUGCUGGCGCCCGCGACGGGCCCCUCGCUGUGCCGAGCCUUCGCCUUCUCCAUGUCCUUCUUCGGGCUCUCCUCGACGCUGCAGCUCCUGGCCAUGGCGCUGGAGUGCUGGCUGUCCCUGGGGCACCCCUUCUUCUACCGACGGCACGUCACCCUACGCCGGGGCGCGCUGGUGGCGCCGGUCGUGAGCGCCUUCUGUCUGGCUUUCUGCGCUCUGCCUUUUGCCGGCUUCGGGAGGUUCGUGCAGUACUGUCCUGGCACCUGGUGCUUCAUCCAGAUGGCCCACGAGGAGGCCUCGCUGGCGGUGCUGGGCUACUCGGUGCUCUACUCCAGCCUCAUGCUGCUGGGGGUCCUCGCCACCGUGCUGUGCAACCUGGGCGCCAUGCGCAACCUGUACGCCAUGCACCGGCGGCUGCAGCGGCGCGCUGGCUCAGAGAGCAGGGAGCGCACCGGGUCGCGCGCCGGCGAGCGGGAGGCGUCCGCGCCGCCCCUGGAGGAGCUGGACCACCUCGUGCUGCUGGCCCUCAUGACGGUGCUCUUCGCCAUGUGCUCCCUGCCGGUGAUUUAUCGUGCUUACUAUGGAGCAUUUAAAGAUGUGGAGGAGAAAAACAUAGCUUCUGAAGAAAAGGAAGACCUCCAAGCCUUGCGGUUUCUAUCUGUGAUUUCAAUUGUGGACCCUUGGAUUUUCAUCAUUUUCAGAACUUCAGUAUUUCGGAUGUUUUUCCACAAGAUUUUCAUAAGACCACUUAUGUAUAGGAAUUGGCACAGCAGUUUCUACAAAAUGAAUAUGGAAUCCAGUCUGUGA